Molecule: messenger RNA, 2490 nt
Organism: Quercus robur (English oak)
Lineage: Eukaryota; Viridiplantae; Streptophyta; Magnoliopsida; Fagales; Fagaceae
Product: LEAF RUST 10 DISEASE-RESISTANCE LOCUS RECEPTOR-LIKE PROTEIN KINASE-like 1.1
Exons: 5
Coding region: 267-2231 (654 amino acids)
Biological process (GO): protein phosphorylation
Molecular function (GO): protein kinase activity; ATP binding
Source: RefSeq, a predicted model, not a curated record
CUUUAUGUUGUGGGUCAUGGGGAAGAUGAGUAGGAAACUCCCCAGUAGGCACACACCGUGCUUCACAUGGCUACCCCACCUUGCUCUAAAUUCAGUCUGGUUUUUCACUAGUCUUCCGUAUCCAACUUCCAAGUCAACUGGCGUGUUAAUCAGAGAAACUACAUGCUAUAUAGUGAAGAAACGAGAAAAUAAGUCAUACAAAUACGUUGUUUUAGUUUUGGAAUAAUAGAUUCUUGUUUUUCUUCCUGUGAAUCUAGAAUUUUGAAAUGGCUUCUGUCUCUCUGUUUGUUUUAAUUUUUGUUCUCUCACACCUCGUGCUGCUUCACUCAGCUGAAGAAGGAGGAAAGCCAGAAAACCCAUAUUGUCUGCCCUUUCAAUGUGGAAAAUUAGGUAACAUUAGCUUCCCAUUCACCGAAACCCCACAGCCAUUCCCAUCUUGCGAAAUGCAAGUAGAGUGUGACGAAACACAUCCGAUGAUCAACUUCCCACUGGGCGACUGGAGGAUAACAAGAAGAUAUGAAGUUAUAAACAUCAAUCACACUAACACCGCGCAACACAUCCGUGUCAAGGACCAUUCGCUUUUGGAAUACUUGAAAACCAAUAAAUGCGAGAGCUUAGACAAUUUUACUAUUCCCCACUCUCCAUUUAUCUCUUUUAAACUCACCACACCUCAUUGGUCCCUAUUCAAAUGCUAUCGCCCUCUUCAGAGUACUUCCGAUAGAAAUUUUAAAAAAAUGACCUGCAGAGAUCACUAUAAUUUCUACUAUAGUCCUUCAAACGAGGCUUCUCAGAGUUCUCCUCCUGGAUGUUUACCUAUUCUGCUGCCAGUAGACGAGACUUCACAUGAAGAUGAACUGAAUUUAAUUGCUGAGUUCGACCUUGAAUUGCAAGGAUCUGAUUAUUGUAGCAGUUGUAAUGGUAAAGAAGGAGAAGAGAAUAAAAACAACAACAAAGUGGUGAUACUAUUAGAGAAUAAAAACAACAACAAAGUGGUGAUACCAUUAGCUAUUGGAUGCGCAGUCUCCUUCAUGAGUACCUUGUUCUUUAUUAUCUGGCACCUUUACAAGAAAAAAUAUCCUUCUUCAAACUUGCUAGCAAGGAAUACAUAUUCUGAUCCAUCCUCAAGAUCAGAAGUGGAGGGGUGGAGUGUCUACUAUGGAGUCCCUGUUUUCUCCUACAAUGAACUUGAAAAAGCCACCAAUAAUUUUCAUGUUGAAAAAGAACUUGGGAAUGGAGGAUUCGGAACCGUUUAUCAUGGCAAACUCCAUGAUGGGAGGGAAGUUGCAGUCAAGCGCUUAUAUAGGCCCAACUAUAGACGAGUAGAGCAGUUCAUCAAUGAAGUUGAAAUACUAACACGAUUGCGCCACAAGAAUCUUGUCUCCCUUUAUGGCUGCACUUCACGCCACAGCCGUGAACUUCUUCUUGUGUAUGAAUACAUUCCCAAUGGCACCGUUGCUGAUCAUAUUCAUGGCCAUCAAGCUACACCAGGUUCACUCACAUGGCCAACUCGUAUGAGCAUUGCUAUUGAAACUGCUAGUGCAUUGGCUUACCUCCAUGCUUCUGACAUCAUACAUCGCGAUGUAAAGACUAACAACAUCCUUCUUGAUGACAAUUUCUGCGUCAAAGUUGCUGAUUUUGGGCUUUCCCGGCUGUUCCCUAAUGAUGUUAGCCAUGUCUCAACAGCUCCUCAAGGCACACCAGGUUACGUUGACCCGGAAUAUCGCCAAUGCUACCAGCUUACUAGUAAGAGUGAUGUCUACAGCUUUGGGGUUGUCCUCGUGGAGCUCAUAUCAUCACUGCCACCCGUUGAUGUAUUUAGGCAUAGGCAUGAAAUUAAUUUGGCUAAAUUUGCUGUAAACAAGAUUGAAAAGUGUGCAUUCCAUGAGUUGAUCGACCGAAAUCUUGGAUUUGAGUCAGAUGAGGGAGUCAGAACAAUGACCAUUUUGGUGGCAAAGUUAGCUUUUCAAUGUCUACAACAGGACAAGGAAAUGAGGCCUUCCAUGGAUGAGGUAUUGGAGGCUUUAAAGAAGAUUCAAAGUGGUAAGGAUGCGCAUGAGGAUCAAGAGAUGGCAUAUGAUGAUGUUGGGAUCCUUAAUGUACAGCAACCAGCUUCACCCGAUCAUGAUGAGGUUCAUGUGUUAAGGAAUAAGCGGCUGCCACUUUUACCUGAGGAUGUAACCGAUUUUUGGACUAGUAGGUCUACUACACCUAAUGUCAGGAGUACUUUUUAGGUACUUUCAUAGCACAAUAAAUGGUACACCCUCCUCUCACAUUUAUAGUAAAUUCAUUAAAUUUAUGAUAGAAUCCAUCCUGAAUGUGAGAGGAGAGAGUACCAUUUCACUAUAUAUUUCGGAGUACCUAAGUAUUUUCCCUAAUGUAAAUAGUUGAAAUUUCAUUUUCUUUUCAUCCACUUGUUUGGUUGUUCUUGUUCAUAAUGGCAUAUAAUUGGUAUGUAGAUGUGAGGGAUGCACAUUUACCAAAAUACCUAAA